This is a messenger RNA of Raphanus sativus (radish), 1508 nucleotides long. RefSeq names its product replication protein A 70 kDa DNA-binding subunit B. Gene Ontology annotation, cellular component: nucleus; DNA replication factor A complex. Gene Ontology annotation, biological process: meiotic cell cycle; nucleotide-excision repair; DNA replication. The record is from RefSeq and is a predicted model, not a curated record. Gene Ontology annotation, molecular function: damaged DNA binding; single-stranded telomeric DNA binding. NCBI's taxonomy places the organism in Eukaryota, Viridiplantae, Streptophyta, Magnoliopsida, Brassicales, Brassicaceae.
GUUUGAUAGAGAUGGAGAAUUCAGUGAUCCAAGAUGGUAAUUGAGACAGUAUUAUCGAACCAAUCCUUCCUUGAUUCGUCCUCGAUUCCACUUGAGAUCGUCGUUCAAGUCGUGGAUCUUAAACCUGUUGGAAAUCGAUAUACUGCUGCAAGAAUGGAAAUGACCAGGAGGAUGCUGCAUCCGCUUGUGUCCUUGAACCUUUACCAAGGAAGCUGGACCAUUAAAGUCCGUGUUACAAACAAAGGAGUCAUCAAAACUUACAAAAAUGCUAAGGGAGAAGUGACACAUUCCAGAUGGGACAAAAUUUAUUACAUAUCGAGGGGAUCACUCAAGCUUGCUAAUAAGCAGUUCAAGACGGUGCAAAACGAUUAUGAGAUGACUCUUAAUGAGAAUUCAGGAGUUGAAGAAGCUGGGAACGAAGAAAUGUUAACAAAGUUCAACUUUGUACCCAUCUAUGAGUUGGGUGCAUACGUGAAUCAGAGGGAGCUUAUUGAUGUUAUUGGCGUUGUCCAAAGUGUUUCUCCUACGAUGAGCAUCAGAAGGAAAUAUGACAAUGAGAUGAUCCCAAAGAGGGAUAUAACUUUAGCUGAUGAGACAAGGAAAACCGUUGUGGUGUCCCUUUGGAACGAUCUAGCAACUGGCCUAGGGCAAGAGCUUCUAGACAUGGCUGAUAAGUACCCAAUAAUUGCGAUCAAGUCUCUCAAGGUUGGAAAUUUUCAAGGUGUGUCAUUAUCCACUAUCAGCAGAAGCAAUGUGGUGAUAAAUCCUGAUUUACCAGAGGCUACAAAGUUGAAAUCUUGGUAUGAGUAUGACUCUCAAGGUAAAGAGACUUCUACUUCUGCCAACAAUGGACCAAGAUCCAUGUAUACCGACAGAGUUUGUCUUUCUCACUUCACAAGCAACCAGUCUUUAGGCGAGGAAAAGCCUGUAUUUUUCAGUACUAGAGCUUACAUAAGCUUCAUCAAGCCAGACCAGGCAAUGUGGUACCGUGCUUGCAAGACCUGUCACGAGAAAGUCACUGAAGCUAUGUACUCUGGUUACUGGUGCGAAGGUUGUCAGAAAAAGAAUGAAGAAUGCAGCUUAAGGUAUAUAUUGGUGGUGAAAGUCUCUGAUUCAACCGGUGAAGCCUGGUUUUCUGCAUUCAACGAUGAAGCUGAGAAGAUUAUUGGAUGCACAGCUGAUGAACUCAAAAAACUUAAAUCAGAGGAAGGGGUAGUGAAUGAGUUUCAGACAAAACUGAAAGAAGCUACUUGGUCAGCUCAUCUCUUCCGUGUCAGUGUUUCUCAACAAGAGUAUAACAGCGAGAAGAGACAGAGGAUUACUGUAAAAGGUGUUUGUCCGAUUGAUUAUGCUGCUGAAACAAGACUAUUGCUCCAAGACAUUUCCAAGAACAAGAAGGCAUCUCAGUUUUAACAUUAUUUGUCUUAGCUUUCGCUUAAAGGUGCCUAGUUUUUAACAAAUUGUUGAUUUGUUUUUUAUAUAUUUUAUAUUUAAAUAAAAUAUUAUUU